Messenger RNA from Ostreobium quekettii, 915 nucleotides. The record is from the annotation of a GenBank genome assembly. NCBI's taxonomy places the organism in Eukaryota, Viridiplantae, Chlorophyta, Ulvophyceae, Bryopsidales, Ostreobiaceae.
AUGGCGGAGUUCAGCUCCGUCGAGGAGAUGCGCGCAAGCCUCGACGAAUACAAGGAGCAACUGCAGCAGGUGGAUCUUCUUCUUGGGGAAUUUCCCGACAAUGAGGACUAUCAGGAAGCCAAGACCACACUCACAGAGGCUAUCCAACUGGUUGAGGGCUUGCUGAUAGAUGGUGGCAGCUUCGGUGAUCCUUCUGCUGCAGCUGGAGUAUCAGAAGUGCCCUCCACCAGUGGUCACUUCGAUGCUGGCCAACAGCAGGCACCUUCUGUCAAGCUGCCAUCAACUCUUCCAGCAUCUGUCGCUGAACAGAUUCGAAGAGCCCAAGUGAAAGCAGCACUGCUGGGUCAAGCUCCCCCAGCUUGGGCUGUGGGUGCUGAGUGUCAGGCUGUGUACAGUGGGGAUGGUCAGUGGUAUGAUGCUGCCAUUCAGUCAGUAACAGCGGGCGGGGAAUUUGUGGUCGUCUUUGAGGGUUACGGGAAUUCAGAGGAGGUAGAUCCGAAGCAAGUCCGCCCACGACCUGAUAUCCAGGAGGUCUAUAAAGGGGUGGCUGCACCCAAGCGAAAGAGGGUAGAAGAUGAGCCGGUCAUCAGUGAGAUUCCAAAAUGGUGUGAAAUGAAGGACACCGACGAUGACAAGACGAAGUCAAGAAAAAAGAAGCUGCUAAAAAGUUACAAAUCCAAAAUUCGGUUUCAACAAAUGGAUUUGGAUCAGAAGAAAAAGCAACAAGAUUGGCAUUCUUUUGUGCAGGGGAAAGGGUCAAAAAAGAAGGCAGGUGUCUUCACUGGACGGAAAAAGACCAGCAUAUUUAGUGUACCGGAGGAAGUUGGGGGCAAGGUCGGUGUUGUGGGGAGUGGCAAAGGGAUGACCGAUUAUCAGAAACGUGCUCGCCAUGAAUUCGCUCCAGAAGAAUUAUAG